Mixia osmundae IAM 14324 is the source of this 189-nucleotide messenger RNA. RefSeq lists its product as uncharacterized. Lineage: Eukaryota; Fungi; Basidiomycota; Mixiomycetes; Mixiales; Mixiaceae. The transcript has a single exon. The annotation marks the transcript as partial. The record is from RefSeq and is a predicted model, not a curated record.
UCGACAGGCUCGACAGGCUCGACAGGUUCGACAGGCUUGGCAGACUCGACAGGCUUCACAGGUUCGACAGGCUUGACAGAUUCGGCAGGCUUGACAGGCUUGACAGGCUCGAGCUUGACAGGCUCGAUAGGCUUGACAGACGCCGCUUUCUUCCCCUUCGACACACCAAAGCUGAACGGCCGAGGCUGA